Talaromyces stipitatus ATCC 10500 is the source of this 1553-nucleotide messenger RNA. RefSeq names its product benzoate 4-monooxygenase cytochrome P450, putative. The record is from RefSeq and is a predicted model, not a curated record. Gene Ontology annotation, molecular function: iron ion binding; oxidoreductase activity, acting on paired donors, with incorporation or reduction of molecular oxygen; heme binding. The coding region runs from base 1 to 1446 and encodes 481 amino acids. The transcript has 2 exons. NCBI's taxonomy places the organism in Eukaryota, Fungi, Ascomycota, Eurotiomycetes, Eurotiales, Trichocomaceae.
AUGGCAAUUGCAACAACAGUCCUCACGUUCCUCCAUUUCUGGACGGAAGGACUGUUUAUCCUACUACCAGCUGUGAUCAUUCUACGCUGCAUCUAUCGUCUAUACUUCCACCCUUUGUCCAGAGUACCAGGACCCAAAAUUGCGGCAUGCACUUCUCUCUGGCUGGCCUACCACACCUAUAUUGGCAAUGAAAGCAGUGUCAUCUUCGACCUGCACAAGAAAUACGGCCCAAUUCUCCGUGUUGCGCCCAACGAUGUGGAUUUCGAUGAUGGGGAUGCCGUAGAACCCAUCUACGUCGCGCAAGGAGGGUUCCCCAAGACACCGCAAUACUCCAAAUUCGAUAUUGACGGUCACACAACCAUCUUCUCAACCUUGACUCUACCCGAGCGUGCACAACGCGCAAAGGCCGUGUCACCGCUAUUCUCAACCGCAUCUAUUCGAAAUGCUAGUGGGACUCUUGAAAAGGUAAUUGACGACUUUGUGGAUCGAGUGCGUACCGAAGGUCGUACUGGGAAAUCUGUGAAUGUUCUCAAUGCCGCUCGAGGCAUGGCCAUUGAUGCCAUUAGUGCAUAUCUCUUCCAGCAGCGAUAUGGAGGAGUAACAGAGCAAACAUCAACCAUGUCCGCAUCGCCGUUUGUAGAUGCCUAUGUUGGUGUAGGUGCUUUCUUCAACUUGGUUCCCGGUAGAAUCGGCGAUUUGGUUCAAAGUAUGGCCGAUUAUUGGUGCGCGGAUGCAAAGACAAAUUCCGCUUUUGCACUUAUCAAUGGUUUUACGCAGCAGUUGGUGGAUACAUCUGUUCCUAAGAGUGGGAGCUAUCAGAGUCGGUUACUGGAACAAGUGUCACCGGAACAGUCACAGAUUGAACUGAAGGAUGUCUGUUUCGCGGGGACGGAUUCGACAAGUACGAAUACCGCAUCUAUCGUGUGGUUUUUGACGAAACACCCUGAAAUUUACGACCAUCUAUGUGAGGAGGUCCAGCAGAGAACCGCUCAAAAUGAAGACCCUAGCACAGGCCCCUAUCUCCGUGGCGUUGUCCGUGAAGGACUCCGACUGUCAUGGGCAAAUCCAACUCGCCUACCCCGUCAAGUACCCAAGGGUGGCUGGCAGUUCAAAGGCCACUUCUUCCCCGAAGGAACCAGUGUCGGCAUCGCCGCUACACAACUACACCAAGACGAAGCAGUAUUUCCAGACUGUCAAGCAUUUAAACCGGAACGAUGGGUCAAUCCCACAGAGGCAAUGUUGACGCAUUUCUUUGCUUUUGGAAAGGGUACAAGGACCUGUAUCGCUAAAAACCUGGCUAUGGCUGAACUUACUUUGGCGACGUUGAAAAUGGCUCAAUCCGGUAUACUUCGUGGUGCGGAGGUUGUUACUGAGCGUAUUGAGAUGACUGAGUGGUUCAAUUCGAGGAUCAAGGGGGAGGAAAUCUUGAUCAGGUUGAAGAAUUGAUUAGUUUGAUGGGUUUGACGCUAUGGUUUAUGAUUAUGAUUAUGAUUUGAGUGUAUUGUAAUGAUCCAUAUCUUAUAUACUCUUGCAAUAAUAGCGGAUACAAAGGU